AUGGACGUCUCGUUUUGUGCUUCGUGUGGGAAAGCUAUGUCAACAUACAAUAGCUAUUUGAGACAUUUACGCAAUGUUCACGGUGAACUAGGAGCAGAAACCGCAUCCGCACUUGUAAGGAAAAGGAGGGAGGCAGCUAGGGCUUCAAAGCCGCACAAAUGCUCAUUAUGCGACUUCAGGGGAACGUCGAAAGGAGCAUUAAGCAAACACAUGACUAGGAGUCAUAGGGAAGUCUUGGCUGCACGGCAAAACAUCGAUAUGGAGCUGGCGACACCCGAACGCAGGCGUGCUAUUUUGUGUCCUUUAUGUCCUGCCAAAAUUGAUAGUUCGAAAACGCUAAUCAAGCACGCUUGCAAAGAUCAUGGAUUUCAAGGCAGAGUCAUGACUAAGCAAUUUGGAAACCGUGAGGACUUCAUGACUGUUGAGAAUGAGUGCAGUGGAAUUGUCGAAGUUGAGUAUUGCGAAUCGCAUCUGGGUCACUGUGUUAGUGCCGCUUCGUUGUCAAUGCUCCAUGACGACAGUGACACUGUGAUUGUUGCUUCUGGCGUUACUAGAAAUGCGCCAUUUGUCGAGGAUUCACUUGUAACGGAGAAAUCUAGUGGUUCCGCCUUCAAUAACAACUCGAUGGGAACGGACAUCCCAGAAGAGGACACUUCCAGAGAGAAUUGUAUGAAAGUCAGGAACCGAACAGAAAGGAUGUUGGAUUACUUAUCUGCAUAUGUCAGAAGAUUGGCUUUCAAAGGAAAUACUGAAGUGCAAUCAGAACUGGAAAAGGUUGAACGUGGAAUUGAAGCGAUUCCUCGUCUCCCCGAAGAGGUCGUCCCCCAAAAUCCGCGAAACAAAUGCGGAACAAAAUACGAUAUUCCUCCUCGAAUAGCCGAAGAUAUUGAAGGAGACGACGAGUUGGACCUUUGUGUUGUGUGCGACAGGCGAGAACAUCCUGGAGACUUAACUGAUACCGGAGACGUGUCUAUUGUCUGGGUGAGUGUGACGAAUGCCACAGUUGGACGCACCUGA
Messenger RNA from Haemonchus placei, 1017 nucleotides. The record is from the annotation of a GenBank genome assembly. Lineage: Eukaryota; Metazoa; Nematoda; Chromadorea; Rhabditida; Trichostrongylidae.